Messenger RNA from Ixodes scapularis (black-legged tick), 4317 nucleotides. RefSeq names its product collagen alpha-1(I) chain. The record is from RefSeq and is a predicted model, not a curated record. The transcript is spliced from 42 exons. Gene Ontology annotation, molecular function: extracellular matrix structural constituent. The coding region runs from base 1 to 4125 and encodes 1374 amino acids. NCBI's taxonomy places the organism in Eukaryota, Metazoa, Arthropoda, Arachnida, Ixodida, Ixodidae.
AUGUCUCCAGAAGUAACGCCCGAGUACCCUGUGAUCGCUGUGCCCGGCCCAAGGGGUUCUCCUGGCGACCACGGCACUCCAGGAAGGCCGGGCGAUCGCGGUGUUCCAGGAGAACCAGGCGGCCACGGUAUCCCAGGAACUCCGGGGCUUCCUGGUCCCCCUGGCGACCUGUCCCAGUGGUUCCAUCAGCUGUCGCUUCAGCAAGGGGGACUCACGGGGGACAAGGGUCCCGCUCCCGACGCCUUCCAGUUCAUGCAGGCUUCUGUGGGCCCCAUCGGUCCACGAGGCUCACCAGGACCACCAGGACCUCUCGGGCCCCAAGGUUUUCAAGGCCUGAGAGGGGAAAGCGGAGAAGUUGGACCGCCGGGUUCACCCGGUCCUCAAGGAGAAAGAGGACUACCUGGACUACCUGGCAAAGACGGAGACGCCGGCGAAGACGGCCGGCCUGGAGUACAAGGUUCUGCGGGUCCCACCGGUCCCAGAGGUCUGCCCGGGAUGCCAGGGUUGCCAGGCGCCAAAGGUCACAGAGGCUAUCCUGGACUGGACGGAGCCAAAGGAGAGCAAGGCCUUCAAGGAGAAAAAGGGGCUCUGGGAUCACCCGGAAAAGUUGGACCACCGGGACCUAUUGGACCGGCGGGACCCCGGGGCGAGCGAGGAAGAGACGGACCACCCGGACCACCCGGAAUACGCGGCAUCGAUGGGCUUCCUGGUCCUCCCGGCUCUCCAGGAGCCAUAGGAAGGCCAGGCCCACCAGGAUUUCCAGGCUCACCUGGAAUGAAGGGUGAUUCAGGAGGUGCCGGCCCCAAGGGAAGUCAGGGACUCCAAGGUCCACGCGGAGAGGCCGGAAAGCCCGGAGUUCCAGGAGAAAACGGCUUGAUGGGACCCCCUGGCAAAGACGGCGUUCCCGGAGAAAAAGGUGCUCAGGGGGACACCGGGCCUCCCGGGGUGCCUGGCUUUCCCGGGGCGAGAGGUCCCCCCGGACUUUCUGGGAGUCCGGGGCAGCCAGGCGUCAAAGGAACCUCGGGCAUUCCGGGCUCCCCAGGCCACAAGGGAGAGCAGGGCCUCAAGGGUGAAGGGGGACCCAUGGGCCCCAGGGGGAUCCCUGGACCCCCCGGACCGGCAGGCAAGAGGGGCAAGGCUGGACCCGGAGGUCCCCCUGGACCUCAAGGUGCUCCUGGGGAAAGGGGUCCCUCUGGGCUGAGAGGCCUGCCCGGUCCUGACGGCCUGGCCGGAGCCAAGGGGUUCCAGGGGGACAGGGGCUCUGACGGACCCCAGGGCCCCAAGGGCUCCACUGGUGAUGCGGGCAAGCCUGGGCUGCCGGGUCUUCAAGGCCUGCGUGGCACUCCCGGCCUGCCUGGAAUUCCCGGAAAAGAUGGCAUCCCUGGAGAAAGGGGCUUGCCUGGCGCAGACGGGAAGCAAGGGGAGCAGGGUCCCCAAGGCACCCAGGGACUUCCCGGACUGGCCGGACUCCCCGGACUCAAGGGCGACCAGGGCGAGGCGGGGCAGGACGGCCGCCCGGGCCCGCCGGGUCCCCAGGGACCCCGAGGGGACGUGGGCAAGGAGGGACCUGCGGGCCCUCCCGGAUCUCCCGGACCCCACGGGGAGCACGGAGAGAGGGGCCCUCCCGGACCCAUGGGCACCAGGGGAUUUCAGGGUCUCCCGGGCCUGGCCGGCAGUGUGGGCGCCCCUGGCAAGGACGGCCAGGCGGGGCCCUCUGGCCCCCCCGGACCCCCCGGUGCCACAGGGGAGAGGGGAGACAGGGGCUUCCCGGGGGAGAGGGGCAGGGCGGGGCUGCCUGGCCCACAGGGGGCACGGGGAGAUGCAGGACCACCGGGCUCAGACGGCGCGCGGGGUCUUUCUGGCGAGAAAGGGACCAAGGGACAUGCUGGACCUCCAGGAAUGGUGGGGCUUCCCGGACGCAGGGGCGACGCGGGGCAGCCGGGCCCCAAGGGGUCCAGGGGAGACCACGGCCCCACCGGGCCGGAGGGGCCCCCGGGGAGGACUGGAGAGCAGGGACCGCAGGGCCCCGUGGGGCAGCCUGGACCGCACGGGGAGCCCGGAGAAAAGGGGGAACCUGGCACCCCUGGUUUACUGGGACCCCCUGGCGCGCCCGGGGCUCAAGGGGACAGGGGACUCACGGGGGCACAGGGACCGCCAGGAUUCCCAGGACCCACUGGGGCCCCCGGAGCAGCGGGCCCCAAGGGGGCCUACGGCAUGCCCGGCCCCAAGGGAGAGCAAGGCAAUGCGGGACACCAAGGCACUCCCGGCGAGUCCGGACCCCAGGGUAUCCAAGGCCUCCCGGGACCCAAGGGACCUCGUGGUGAAGCUGGCUUGAAGGGAGAUGCCGGGUUCAUGGGCGCCCCGGGGAGGCCGGGUGAACCGGGUCGUCCAGGGGAACCGGGGAACCCUGGGGCACAGGGACCACCGGGAAUCACGGGCAUCAAGGGAGCCACGGGCGAUGCGGGCAAGAUGGGUCCUGCCGGCCCUGUGGGCAACCCGGGCAUACCCGGUUUUGCGGGUCCCAAGGGGGAGUCCGGCUCAGAGGGACCCUCGGGCCUUCCCGGACCUCCUGGGCCCCACGGCCCGCAGGGGGAGAGGGGCCUCCCAGGGUUGCCCGGACUGCAGGGACCGCCUGGACCGCUGGGAGCAAGGGGACCGCAGGGGGAGAAAGGCCAGGAGGGAAAAAGGGGCAGCGACGGUCAGACGGGCCCCCAGGGAGCACCGGGACUCCAGGGCCCUCCCGGAGUGCCCGGAGAGGCUGGACCCACUGGCCACCCGGGAAAAGAAGGCCCCCCCGGAAUCUCGGGACGUCCGGGAGACAAGGGACCCGUCGGCGCACCGGGACAACCGGGACCGCCCGGCGCCCAGGGGCUGCAGGGCCAGCCGGGUCCCCCCGGCCCCAUGGGCUCGACGGGCGAGCGGGGAGAGAGGGGGGAGGCUGGUCCCAUGGGGGUCCAGGGCCCCCAGGGCCAGAGGGGGGCCCCCGGUGCCCCCGGCGCCCAGGGCUCCAAGGGGGACAGGGGCACAGCCGGGGAGCGGGGCGCCAAGGGACACAGGGGCCUCGCCGGACUCCAGGGGCUGCCAGGAGGAACGGGGCCGCCGGGAGACAAGGGACCCGUCGGCCAUCCCGGCCCACCAGGAAGCCCCGGUCCCGCGGGCCCCCGCGGUCCCCCCGGGAGGGACGGCUCGCAGGGGCCUCAGGGCCUGGUGGGUGCACCCGGCCUGAGGGGCCCCCAGGGGGAGGCCGGCAAGCCGGGCACGCCCGGCAACCCCGGGCCCGCCGGACCCCCUGGCCGUCCGGGCGAACCCUUCGGCUACGACGCUGCUGCCCUGCACGCCAUCAUGGGCCAGGGUCAGGUGAAGGGCCCAGACCCGCUGUCCGGUGACGAGCCGGCCAAACUGUUUGACGCCAGCGUCCCGGUGGAAGAGAAGAAGCGCAUUGUGUUUGAGUACUACCGCAAGCUGGUGGAGGAGUACGAGCGCCUGCGGAGCCCCACAGGGGACAAGGACGCCCCCGCCAAGACCUGUCGGGACCUGGCCAUGGCGCACCCAGAGUUGCCCGACGGCACCUAUUGGAUCGACCCGAACGAAGGAGAUGUCAAGGACGCCAUCCAGGUUCACUGCGACAUGGCCAACAAGGCCUCCUGCAUCACACCUUCCCCCGACAAGGUUCCCAAGAAGGCCCACUACCUUGGACGCGGCAAGCAUACCUGGUUCAGUGAAAUGCCUGGAGGAUUCCAGCUGACGUACAAGAUCGACCGGGUGCAGCUGACCUUCCUGCAGAUGCUGAGCACGUCGGCGGUGCAGAACGUGACCUACCUGUGCCGCGGCUCGGUGGCCUUCUACGACGCGGCCAAGAAGAGCCACCGCCGGGCCCUCAAGCUCAUGGCCUACAACGACCUCGAGCUGAGCGCCCCCGUACCGGACAGGGAGACCAACCCGGCCUUCACCUAUGCCGCCCUGCACGACGGCUGCCAGACGCGCCAGGACGAGUGGAGCUCCAGCACACUGCAGUACAAAUCGGAGAAGCCACAACGUCUGCCCAUUGUGGACGUUGCACCCAGAGACAUUGGCUUCAAGGGGCAGGAGUUUGGUCUCGAGAUCGGAGCUGCCUGCUUCUUCUAGCCUCAUCCUGAUGUCGAGUCAACUCAAGCCUUCCUAUUAGGCCUCUGGCCUCAACUGUGUUCGUUUUGUUCAUAGCAUUACGUGAAUCUAUUGUUAACAAGCUGGGACACUGCCAGUCUUUUUUUUUAGGACCUUUUCUUUUUAUUAAUAAAAAGAUAUUGCGAGAGACUUGUCCUGUUUCAAUGCUGGCAA